This is a messenger RNA of Ruditapes philippinarum (Manila clam), 1866 nucleotides long. Its product is annotated as E3 ubiquitin-protein ligase UBR4-like. The record is from RefSeq and is a predicted model, not a curated record. Lineage: Eukaryota; Metazoa; Mollusca; Bivalvia; Venerida; Veneridae. The annotation marks the transcript as partial. The transcript has 13 exons.
CCGUCAACAAAUCUAUUUCAACACCUGCCGCUGAAAUACUGCGGCGAAAGCAAAUCUUCUUUUGAUGAACUGAGCAAAAUUAUUCAGAAAGUGCUUGCGUGUAGGAGAGAACUGGUGGACUAUGAUCGCCAACAGAGACAGGCUGUAUCUACCAGUAGUUCACCUGUCACUAGUCCAAGAGAUGCUCCAGUACUCAAACAACCGGUCAAGAAACCGGAAAAGAUCAGUGGCAAGCCAAGCAAUUGUUUCGGAUGUGCCAGUGCAGCUGUGGAGCACUGUAUUACACUUCUACGAGCCCUUGUUACCAACACCAACUUGAGGCAUAUACUCUGUAGUCAGGGUAUGAUACAAGAGUUAAUAGACUUUAACCUUCGCCGAGGCACGUUACAUGUGAGGUCAGAGGUCAGAUCCCUGCUGUGCCUUCUCACCAAGGACAACCGGCGCGGUACUGAGGAGAUGAACAAUAUUAUAAUGACCCGUAUAUCAGCGGCAGUGAAAGGACAUCUGUCGAACCCAGAUCUUGGAUCAUCAGUGAGACAUGAGAUACUUCUACUGGCAAACUCCCUGAAACAAGAAGACACCUGCUGGGAGUUUAGGGUCAGAUGUGUAAUGCGACUAUUCCUGAUGGGAAUGCAGCUGGAGCAGCCAGUCAUCAUGGAGAGUGUUACAUUACCGUGUCUGAGGAUAUUACAACAUUUGAUACGACCUGACAAGUCACAGAUAAACAAGGAGGGUGUACAGGAGGAGCCACCUGUCAGUUCAGUGAUGGCCCUGCCCCCUGAUUUGCAUGUGAAUGGAGCUGAAUGGCUGAGCGGUAAUCAGAAAUUCUCGUACCAGAACUGGAGAAGAUAUCUGCCUGUACAACAAGUCACGCAGCAGACGACACCAACUGUAGAAAAGAAAGAGGAAUUAACAGAGAAAGUAGAUGAAAAAGUUACUGUCGAGAAGUCCGAGGUUCGUGCUCAUUACCUUGAAGAGAAAUAUGCCACUAGGUGGCGCCACAAGAUGUGGAAGGUUCCUGGCAUGCCGCUGAAGUUGACACAGACAACAUGGCUCCAGCAGGCUAUGUUCUCGCCGUCGUCACAGUCGGCAAGGCAGACGGCCACAAGGGUCAUUGAGUACAUAGCUCAAGUUCCAUCAAGAAAGAAGGAAAUAGUUGACAUGCUUACUGGAUGUUUAGAUCAGGUUGGCAAGGCAGGGGAGUGUGCGCAGGAAUUCCUGGCUCUUUAUGGUAGAGUAAUACAGCCUACCCAUUGGAAACAUUAUCUUGCCAUCAAAGGGGUGUUACUGAAAUUGGGAGAUCUUAUUACCAAGGAGGUAGAAAAACUUCAAUACCUAGAGGAGACAACAUUAAGUUCUGAUCUUGCCCAAGGUUUUGCUCUAAAAUCACUUACAGAGUUACUGUCUCUGUUUGUUCAACAGAAGGAGAUAAAGCAACAUUACAAGAACAGACUGGUUGGUUAUGUACUGAAUGGUUACCUCUCACUGAAGAAACUUCUAGUACAGAGAACCAAACUGAUAGACGAGACACAAGAUAAACUUCUAGAGCUGCUAGAGGAUCUCACUACAGGUACGGAGUCAGAAACAAAAGAGUUCAUGCAAGUGUGUGUACAGACAAUACAGAAAUAUCCACUAGAUGAUAAAGUAUCCCCUGUCUUCAUAUUUGAGAGACUGUGUAGCAUAAUAUUUCCAGAAGAGAACGAUGUAGGUGAUUUCUAUAUGAUCUUGGAGAAAGACCCGCAACAAGAAGACUUCCUGCAGGGGAGAAUGCUGGGUAAUCCUUACAGUUCUAGUGAGGCGGGGCUCGGCCCACUGAUGAGGGAUGUGAAAAAUAAGAUAUGUCAAGGUUUGUUCACCGUACAUUGA